Nicotiana tabacum (common tobacco) is the source of this 825-nucleotide messenger RNA. The record is from RefSeq and is a predicted model, not a curated record. Lineage: Eukaryota; Viridiplantae; Streptophyta; Magnoliopsida; Solanales; Solanaceae.
AUGGUCAUGUUCACAAUUGAACAGCAGGUAGACCUAAUGAAACCUUUUGAAAGGAAAUAUGUGAAAACUGCUAUGUUCCAAAUUAUAGAUGCAGUUCUGGAGUUCUUCAAUAAUGGAAAUGUAUUGUACAAGUGCAUCUCAAACUUGUUAUCUACCACAUUCAAAGUGGCUAUUCAACUUCUGGAAAUAGAUAACCAACUUGCCUUUGUACCUGGCAGAUCUAUAAUCCAUAAUGUGCUUAUAUGUCAUGACAUACUGAGGCACUAUAAUAGGAAGACUACUCCUAGGUGUUUUAUGAAGAAAGACCUGAGGAAAGAUUAUGACAUGGUACAUUGGGAAUUCUUAGAGGAGGCUCUGAUUGGUUAUGGCUUUCCAAUCAAGUUCACAGAGUUGAUUAUGGCAUAUGUAACUUCUACCAAGAUCUCAAUUAGUGUAAAUGGUGAAAGUCAUGAUUUCAAAUUCCAUCAUAUGUGCAAGCAUUUGAAGUUGACAUAUCUAGUUUUUGCUGUUGACCUCAUGAUGUUGUGCAAGGGUGAAAGAGGUUCAGAGGAUAGAGUCCUAGAGGCUUUAGAACAUUUUAGUAGUGUAUCAGGUUUGGUGGCUAAUAUGGACAAAUCUAACCGGUUUAUGGAAGGCAUUGAUGAUCAUAUGAAGGAAGAUCUCCUAAGCAAUACUGGUUUCUCCCUAGAGACUUUUCCUAUAAGCUUAUGGGGAGCAGUCUUUGUUUUACCUCAGAGCAUUAUGAAGGAAGUGGACAAGAAGUAUAGAGAGUACCCAUGGGGAGGCUCAGAGGAGAAGAAGAAGAAGCUUUUCCUAGUAUCGUAG